Molecule: messenger RNA, 660 nt
Organism: Mastomys coucha (southern multimammate mouse)
Lineage: Eukaryota; Metazoa; Chordata; Mammalia; Rodentia; Muridae
Product: keratin-associated protein 10-8-like
Exons: 2
Coding region: 1-660 (219 amino acids)
Cellular component (GO): keratin filament
Source: RefSeq, a predicted model, not a curated record
AUGGCCGCCUCCACCAUGUCUGUCUGCUCUGACGCUUGCACCAACUCCUCCUGGCAGGUGGAUGACUGCCCAGAAAGCUGCUGUGAGCCCAGCUGCUGUGCCCCCAGCUGCUGCCACUGCUGUGCUCCAGCCCCCUGCCUCACCCUUGUCUGCACCCCAGUGAGCUGUGUGUCCAGCCCCUGCUGCCAAUCUUCCUGCUGCACACCUUCAUGCUGCCAGCAGUCUAGCUGCCAGCCAGCUUGCUGCACCUGCUCUCCCUGCCAGCAGCCCUGCUGUGUGACCCUCUGCUGCAAGCCUGUCUGCUGCACACCCAUCUGCUCUGGAUCAUGCUGCCAGCAGUCUAGCUGCCAGUCCUCAUGCUGCCAGCCCUCCUGCUGUGUGCCUGUGUGCUGCAAGCCUGUGUGCUGCACACCCAUCUGCUCUGGCUCCUCCUCCUGCUGCCAGCCCUCCUGCUGUGCUCCUGUGUGCUGCAAGCCUGUGUGCUGCAAGCCCUGCUCCAGCGUGUCCCUGCUGUGCCGCCCUGUGUGCAGACCUGCCUGCUGUGUGCCCACCUCCCCCUGCUGUGCCUCCUCCUCCUGCCAGCCCAGCUCCUGUGUGUCCCUGCUGUGCCGCCCUGCCUGCUCCAGACAGGCCUGCUGUGGCCAGAAGUCCAGCUGCUGA